This is a messenger RNA of Spodoptera litura, 1007 nucleotides long. RefSeq lists its product as uncharacterized. Lineage: Eukaryota; Metazoa; Arthropoda; Insecta; Lepidoptera; Noctuidae. The record is from RefSeq and is a predicted model, not a curated record.
GAGUUUCACGUGUAGUGUGGUGUAGUGUGUGUAUCGUGUCAUGGAGCGUUUCGGAGCUCUCUGCUUUGUGCUAACCUUCGUCUCGGUCUGCCAAACGGUCCCACAAGAUCAGAUCGUGACGGCAGUUGAUGGCAGACUCGGUAUUGGACAAAUAACCGGCGGCAAGUUUGGGCCUGGAAGCUUUAGUAUUGGUGCGCCUGGGCAAAAGAUUCCAUCGAAAUUUGAAACUGAAGAUGGCGAACCGGUGGCUAUAUUAAAACCCAAACCGCAUCGUAACCGAAACCAAAAACCAACUAAACAACAAGAUCGUCCAAAUAUUCAAAACAUGGAAGAUAAUGCAGAUAUAAAUCCGGAUAAACAUCAAAAGGUUCAUGUCGAGUCAGGACAUGGAGGCAAAGGAGGUGAGGGCGGCAAAGGAGGUGGUCAAAUUACGAUAGGCAAAGUUGUCAUUGCUAACAACAACGAAAACCAAGAAAAUAAAAGAAAAAAUGACAACCAGCAACCUGUAACUGUAUUAGAAGCAAUAUCUUCUAAUAAUGGACCAAUAAACAUGUCUAAAGGUAAACCAGCAAGUAUUGCAAUGAAGCCAAUAACUGAAGGUCACAUUGAAGCAGGAGCAAUGAGAGUAAAUAACCAAAAUGUGAGACCAGGAAAUAAUAUUCCUAAGAAGACCUUCAAUAAUUUUAAUAAUGAAGGUGCAGGUGUAACAGGACAUGGGUCACAUGAUAAUGGUAAUGAUAAAGAACAUGUCUACACUGGAGGUCCUAACGAGCGUUGGGUGUGGCAGUAGAGACUAGAGACGCAUCAUGUAGAGGUCAAGUUGACUACAUUCUCUACAAACUCCAUAUCAUUGGGAGCAUUGUUAAUCAUAGUCGAUGUAGUUUACAACGGAGUAAGAUAUAUGAGAUUCAAAAUUGAUUCUAGCAUGUACACAGUAUUAUAUUUAUGAAAUUGUUGUUUAAUUAUCUGUAUGUUUAAUUACUAUUACUUUAAUAAAAUUGUUUAUU